Molecule: messenger RNA, 1194 nt
Organism: Camelina sativa (false flax)
Lineage: Eukaryota; Viridiplantae; Streptophyta; Magnoliopsida; Brassicales; Brassicaceae
Source: RefSeq, a predicted model, not a curated record
AUGUGGUACUUGCUUGGCUCCAACAACAACAUCAUGGGAAAGAUUCCUUCUUUCAUAUGCGAGUUGCAUUCUCUAAACACUCUCGAUUUAUCUGAAAACAAUUUUAACGGUUCAAUCCCUCCUUGUUUGGGAAAUCUCAAUAGUACUCUUUCAGAUCUAAACCUUCGGCAGAAUAAUCUUAGCGGAGGUCUUCCAGAAGAAAUAUUUGAAAGUCUAAGGUCGCUUGACGUUGGUCAUAACCAACUUGUGGGAAAGCUUCCAAGAUCUUUGGAUCAUUUCUCAACUCUUGAAGUUUUGAACGUGGAAGGCAACAGAAUCAACGACACGUUUCCGUUCUGGUUGGGUUCUCUACAAAAGCUACAAGUUCUUGUCCUUCGCUCCAAUGCAUUCCAUGGACCAAUACAUCAAGCCUCGUUCCCUCAGUUGCGAAUCAUCGACAUAUCACAUAAUCACUUCGAUGGAACUUUGCCAUCAGAGUACUUUUCUAAGUGGAUUGCUAUGUCAUCACUUGGGACCGACGAAGAUCAGUCUUCCGAAAAGUACAUGGGAGGUGGAUUUGGCUAUUACUCAAUGGUUUUGAUGAAUAAAGGUGUAGAGUUGGAGCUGGUACGUAUCCUUAAAAUCUACACAGCAAUCGACUUUUCGGGUAAUAAAUUCGAAGGAGAGAUUCCAAAGUCCAUCGGUCUAAUGAAAGAGCUUCAUGUGCUCAACUUGUCAAACAAUGCUUUCACUGGCCGCAUCCCUUCAUCAUUAGGGAACCUCACAGCUCUCGAGUCUUUGGACGUUUCCCAAAACAAGCUUUCAGGAGAAAUUCCACAAGAGUUAGGGAACCUCUCGUUCCUUGCAUACAUGAACUUCUCUCAUAACCAGCUUGCAGGUCUAGUACCAGGAGGCAAUCAGUUUCGUACGCAGCCUUGCUCUUCCUUUGAAGAUAACCUGGAACUUUCUGGCUCUUCUCUUGAGGAAGACUGCAGAGAUAUUCACACGCCAGCAUCACAUCAACAGUAUGAGACGCCGGAAUCAGAGGAAGAAGACAAAGAGGUGAUUAGUUGGAUAGCAGCUUCAAUAGGAUUCGUACCUGGUAUUUCCUUUGGAUUUACGAUUGGAUACAUACUGGUUUCCUACAAACCGAAGUGGUUCAUGAACCCUCUCGGCCGAAACAAUCGUAGACGGAGAAGCACUCCAACUCACUAG